AUGCUCCUGGCCCGUGUUCAUAUUCAGCUACAGAUUUGGCAAGUUGCUGGAAGGGGACAAACCAAAUAUGCUGGUCAUACAUGCCUUUUUGCUCGAGACAACACCUCCCUGAUCAGUCGGCUUCCAAUUCUGCCCGCUCAACUUGAUAUCCUCAUCAUCAAGGACAAACAAGCAGCACCUUCAAAUGUUGAAGCUUUCUCAAGACGACCUGAAUUCCAAGUCAGUCGAUCUCGGUUGUUGGACAAUCUGCUUGCUCUCCGCCGGUUCCAUCCAGCAUACUCUGAAGUAGAGAUUGAUCAUGAAGUGCUUGCAACUCUGCCAGAGCAAGGAUCAGUCUUUGACCAGUUGCGGUCAACAUCAGUGGAUAACACCUCCCCAAGAACAGAUAUCCCUGAUUUUGGUGACGAGGGUAGGGAGGACAUCAUCUUGGAGGCUGUCAUUCCAAAUGUUGGAAGUGCACUUAGGGAGGUUGAAGAGACGCGUACAAGGCUGGAAGAGAUUGAAGAAGGGAUUAGAGCACCAUUGACCGCUCCCGCACUAAGGCCAACACCACUAUACGAACACGACAAGACCAGUCAACACCUGGUACAAGCUUUUCCUUUCCUUUUCCCCCAAGGUCUUGCAGACCUUCACGCAUCUCGCCAGAGUGAAGUUAAGCCCAACGAUUAUUUCAAACACCUCAUGAAAUUCCAUGACGGCCGUUUUGCCUCUCACCCUCGGUUCCGCUACUACGCUUUCAAUGCAUUACUCAGAUGGCAAGCUCGAUCACUUGCCAGUUACUAUAGUCGGGGCUCUGGUCAUGUACACGGCCUUCUCUGGCUAGAAGAUGCUCCACGGGUGGAAAACUUGAAGGGUGGUGGAGAGGAGGUUCAGAACGAGUUCAUAAACUUCUGGCAGAAUAAAGUAUGGGCCAUCAAUCCAUGUGUCAAUCUUCCACGAGCCCCCCAACAUCCUUCUUCCCGACCUCAUGCGGACAUGACCUACAAUCACACAAGUCUAGCUGAACAUCUCAAUAGAGUUCAACGCCAUACCCGCUGUUCAAGAUAUUGUCUCAAACGACCAAAAGGGAGUGACCCCUCAACGGAACCAAUAUGCCGGUUCAGAUUCCCCCGGGAUCUAUGUGACACCCCAUCCCUACAUUUGGAUGAAAGAGGUACUCUACAGCUGCUGCUUCCUCGCAACGAUUCUCUUUUGAAUCUGUAUAAUCCAGUCUUUACCCUAGGAUGGCAGGCAAAUGUGGACAUUCAACCAUGCACCGACCCACAUGCUGUGGCAAAUUAUGUUGCCAAAUAUGCUUCGAAGGCAGAGAAGCCCAGCCUUGCAUUUGGGGACGUCAUGCAAGCUAUAGCAAAUCAGGUGGAAGAGGAGACAUCAAGCCGGGUGAUCUUUCAGAAGAUGCUCAGCAAGGUUUUAACAGAGCGGGACUACAGUGCACAGGAGGUUUGUCACUCCUUGCUUGACUGCAACAUGAUGUCAGCAUCUCGGGACUUUCGGACUCUGUGUCUCCUGCCCUCUCGAUCCCGACGACUGCAAGGCCAACGGGAGGAUGACGAGGAGGUGGAAGACAAGGAUUGGUACGACCAAUAUCUCCAGAGGGAACACUCCCUCACAGAUGUCAGCUUAUACACAUGGUACAAGAGGUAUGAGAAGCGACAGGGGAACAUUGUUUACCGGCAGAAGAAUGAUCGAAUCAUCCGCCUCUGGCCAAUGUACCAUCCUUCUCACAAUGACUCAGAGGAGUAUGAACUUUGGUGCCGUUCUCGACUCCUCCUUCAUCAUCCACAUAGACAAGAGUCAGACUUACUUGAUGACGGUGAAACAUGGGGAUUGGCCUAUGAAAGAUGUAAAGAGACACAUCUUGAGGGCCAUGAGGAUACUCUACCAAAACGAUCACGGCGCCAGAUGGGAGAAGGUGAAGAUGAGAUUGAGGAUGAAUUCUCCUCAGAUGAUGAUGAUGACAAUGAUGUCGCACAGGAGCUUGAAGACUGGCACCUCAUGUGUCAAGAGGGUGGGCGAAGGCAGGUCGAGGUGGACAUCACACAACGCCUGGGCCUUCGAGAUAUGGACAAGGCCAAGGAUUGGCAUGAAUGCAGCCGGCAGUGGGGAGUGGAGGGCUUAGAUGAGAGGAUACAAGCGCUGGAGGACUGGAAGAAGACGGUCAGUUCUCUCGCCAGUAGUUUUCUCCACUGA
Molecule: messenger RNA, 2190 nt
Organism: Tremella mesenterica DSM 1558
Lineage: Eukaryota; Fungi; Basidiomycota; Tremellomycetes; Tremellales; Tremellaceae
Exons: 3
Coding region: 1-2190 (729 amino acids)
Source: RefSeq, a predicted model, not a curated record